Phytophthora nicotianae INRA-310 is the source of this 1348-nucleotide messenger RNA. RefSeq lists its product as hypothetical. The record is from RefSeq and is a predicted model, not a curated record. Gene Ontology annotation, molecular function: protein-folding chaperone binding. The transcript is spliced from 4 exons. NCBI's taxonomy places the organism in Eukaryota, Oomycota, Peronosporomycetes, Peronosporales, Peronosporaceae. Bases 40 to 1044 code for a protein of 334 amino acids.
CCUUUGGACGAUGUUUCACUUCUAGAAAAACGACGCGAGAUGGAAUUCAAGCACGAAGGCAACGCUCUGUUUGUGGAUGAAGCGUACGAGGAGGCGGUGCGCAGCUACACACGUGCACUGGAGAAGCAGCCACAGGAUGCAGAUGCUCUUUCCAAGCGCGCGGCGGCGUAUCUGAAGCUGAACAAGCUGCAAGAGGCUGUGGCCGACGCCUCGCGAGCUUCUGAACUGGAUCCAACACUGCACAUGACGCACAUGCGGCACGGCGUGGCGCAGUUUGAGUUGGAAAAGUACGCGGAGGCCAAGCGAGCUUUCCAGAGAGGCAAAGAUACGGCACCCAAAGCGGAUGAAGCGCUGAUCAAGCGCUUCCAAACAUGGAUCCGUAAAUGUGACGCGGAACUGGACACUGAUGAUGAGGAGCUGGUUAUUCCGGAUGACCCUGUGCCAAUGCAAACCUCGGCACCGAGCAACCAGGGAGCUGCUGUGGUAGCACCAUUGCCCAUGAAGCCGACGAUCCGUCAUGACUGGUACCAGUCAAAUACACACGUGACGGUCUCAAUCCUUCAGAAGAAGCUUGCACAAGAUGAUGUUGAAGUUUCUAUUGAACCGAAGAAGCUUCUUGUGCGGGUAAAACUUGACGGAGAGAUGGCGGAGGCCUAUAACGAGGCUCUCUUUGAUGAAGUCAUUCCGGAUGAAAGCGCGUUCAAGGUUUUAGGCUCGAAAGUGGAGCUGAAGCUUAAGAAGAAGAGCAGCGGCAUGCAUUGGGACAAGCUCGAGGAGGUUGUGUACCAGUCGGGUGCGCAGGUUAUGACUGGCCCUGCCGCUGUCUUUGAGGCGAAACCGGAGCAAGUGCCACGUCCGUACGCGAGCAGUAGGGAUUGGAAUCAGAUCGAGAAGACCAUCGGCGACGAGCUGGAGGCCGAGAAGCCGGAGGGUGAAGAAGCGAUGCAGAAGCUCUUCCGGGAUAUUUAUGCCAAGGCCGACGAGAACACGCGCAAGGCCAUGAACAAGUCUUUCGUACGUGGCUGCUCUACGUGUUGUUUGUAGUGGUGUACGCACUAACGUGUGAUGCUCUCUGUCUCUGUUGCAACCAGCAAACGUCGGGAGGUACUGUGUUGUCCACCAACUGGAAGGAGGUAGCCGACAAGGACUACGAGAAGGAACGGACAGCACCAAGCGGAAUGGAGUGGAAGCAGUGGGGAUGAAAAAUCCCGCAGCCUUGCUAGUGGCAUCUUCGUAAGCAAGAUAGUUAAACGCUAGCUCAUGUGCACAUCACAACAUCAAGACUACGACGCAAAGAGACUAUUAAAGUACUUCAUUUAUCCGUGGUGAAUAUGUUAUUAGAUACCUA